Mytilus californianus (California mussel) is the source of this 6485-nucleotide messenger RNA. RefSeq lists its product as uncharacterized. The coding region runs from base 301 to 5049 and encodes 1582 amino acids. The transcript has 17 exons. NCBI's taxonomy places the organism in Eukaryota, Metazoa, Mollusca, Bivalvia, Mytilida, Mytilidae. The record is from RefSeq and is a predicted model, not a curated record.
CUAAAUAGAAUAACCUUCCUGCUUACAUACGCGAUUUACCUUGUGGUUAAGACUGUUCUAGAUGUUCAUAUAAUGUGUAAGAUGCCUACAGUUUAUUAAAAGCCUACCUAUUUCUAUGAAGAGGCAGAACCAAGGUCCGCAGAAUUUUGUACAGAAGAGAUUUAAAGGAAAUUAUAUGCAGUAAAAAUUAAAGAUCCUGUGAAAGGAGAAUACAGGAAAACAAUAAAAAAAAAAGAUUACAGGAAAACAUUGAAGAAGAAAACAGGAAACUCUAAAGGGGAAGCAAGGAGUUUCAUCAAGAUGAGGAAAAUACGCUUAUCCGAUACAGACAUUGAGUUCUUUGACAUGGAGGUUUCCCCAACUGAAUUUUUGUUUUUCACAAAACAUAAAGAUGCAUUCAGGUGUAUGUGGAAAGAACAGGGCAAACCAUUUUGGACAAGAUUUAUUAUAUCCUUUAGAAGUUAUACAGUCAAACAUGGAGUAAUAAAGCAAAUGUCAUUUGAUUCCCCAAAGCUGAAUGAUCUUCUGGACCAAGGAUUUAUAAAUAUGCAUGAACAAUUUCUUGAAGGAUCUGCAACAUCAGCUAGAAGUUUUGUAGAUGAUAUAGCAAGGCUAGCUCAAAAUCAUGACAAGUUUCCAAAUCUUGAUUCAAAGAAUUUUGCAAAAGACCCUUUUUACUGUAGAGAAACCAGGGAAUUGUUUAGACAAUUUUUUGGAAGUCCUGAUCAGAAAGCUUCAUAUCUAAAGGUUUAUAUUCUGAGUCCAGUUUACCUUCGAUUUGGUGGUUCUGUCUGCCGCUGUUUAAAACGUUGGAUGGAUGCACCACCUAUUGAAUUUAAUGAUGAAAGUUAUUGGACUGCUCCAGCUCCUGAAUCAGAUAUCAAGAAAAAGGAAAGUAAAGUUAUAAUGUGUAGUAGCUGUUUAGAUGAAUGUGGGACACUUUAUUUUCAAGAAAAACUUUGUGGAAAAAACGAUGGACCCAAAUUUAUUGAAAGUUGGUCAAAGGGUGAUCCUCGUUUUAAUGACAAGAAAAAUCCUUUGUACAACAAAAUAGCCGAUCCAGAAAGUGAUUGGAGAUCCAGCCUUUCUGUUGAAGAUUUCCGUGAUUUUGUUUACUAUUCAAAUAACUCUUUCGGUGAAAAAUGUAGUGAUUGUAUAGCCCUUUCUGUUUGUCCUUUACAUAAUUCCCUGAUGAACUCUGAAAAUACUCCUGAUAGUCCUGAAAAGAAAAAAAGAAAGCGUAAGAAAAAGAAGAAAGAAAAGGAGAAGGAAACUAAUGCAAAAACUGAGGAUGAGAUAGAAAAGUUAGUUAAUCAUAUUGAAGGUACUGCUCCUCUUAAAGUUAUGCCAGAAAAUACCAUUGCUGGGGCAAAAGAUAAAAGUCCAACUAAAGAAAACUCACCCCCGGCAGAAGAAAAAACUGACGAUAUGAAAGCAGAACAGCAAUUAGCUAAGCGGGAAAUAUUUACAAAAAAGGCUAAGGUUUCGGAUGAUUUCAAGUAUGGAAUAAUGCCGUAUCAGGACAAAUCUGGCGCUGAUUUAAAACGUAGUGUUAUUGGGGGAUUUAAAGUCAAAAGAAUUGAAGACGAACGAACCGGGGCUUGUGAAAUUACAGUAACCAUAACAACCAUAAAGGGUGAAAAUGCUAAAGAUCGUACACCAAAACUUCCUGGCCUGGAGAAAAAUGAAGAUCCACGAAGAAUAAACCGAUUUCCUUUAACAGCAGAUCUGCUUCGAACAAAGAUGAUUGAUCUCCCAAAGAAGAUGGAAUGGUAUGAAGGUUGGAAUUGGUGCGCUAGUGUUUUGAACUUUGAUGCAGAAGAAAGAGACCUAUGUGCAAAUCCAACCAAUUUUACAAUAAAAGUCACCGGGAGAGAAGAAGAAUGUGUUAAAAGAACUAUGUUUAAAUUGUUAUUUUAUGUUAUUCAACGUAAGUGUCGACCUUGUCCUGGAUGGAACAUGGAAGAUGAUGAUAUUGUGGCCUGUAUCCUGCCUGAUGAAUCAACUGAAUUUGAGGGCAUAACUAUCUGUAUUAUUAGAGGAUUUAGAUUUGAAGAAAGACUUACUGAUGAAGAAAAAGCCACUAUGCAAUCACCUCCAGAAGAAUGCAUUGCUAAACCUAAAAAAGUAAUGAUGACCUGGCAGCCAUCAAAAGCUAAAUCCAUACUUAAGGCAACACCAUCAAAAGGCAGAGCUGAAUUAAAAGAGCUUUUAUUAAAUGUUGGAUCGAUAGUAAAUAGAGUUGAUGAGAUUCCUGAUGAUUGUUCUCCACAAAAGAGACGUCAACUUGAAUUAAAAAUACAAAAACAAAUGACAGUUCUUAAAGCAAGGCCACCUAAAAAGAUAGAUGAAGGACCUAUGUAUAAACAGAUGAAACAAAAUCCAGAUACAUUUGAAUUAUUUAUUAUGUCUGAUGGUGAUAGAGUGGAUGAAUUAGAAUCCAUUGGUAUGAUGGCUGUAGAUGUCGAUAUUGAUGAAGAAAACAUUGGCAAUUUUUGUGAAGAUUGUGGCCAAGCUUCACCAGCAUGCAUGUGUGUGGAUCACACAGGAAAAAAGAAACAGUUGCCAGAAUGUAAUUGUGUCAACUGUCUGAAAGAGAUAUGUGUGGGUGCCUUGGCUGGAGAUUUUGAUCAUAUUCUUGCUAAAGAUGGCAUUAUUAAAGAAAAUGGAAAAUAUGUGGCUAAAACACCUGAGCAAAUAGAAGCUGAUUUACAGAAUGAAAGAAAAAAUGUUGAGAAAGUUCUUGGCAAUUUUGAAAAACGAGUUGCCAUUAAGCAACAAGCAGAAGGAACUGAUAGAGUAAUCACAAAGAAGGUUGCUCAGUCUAUUCCUCAACCAAAAGUCAUUAAAAUUGACAAAAGUGCAAGUAUUGAACAAACAAUAGAGGAAAUUAAAAUUCAGACUACUAUUUAUCGAAAUAAAACAAAUCGUUCAGAGAAAGGAGGUAAAAAGACAAAUAUUGAGGUCAAACGUACUUUUUCAAGUAAAAAGAGGAUAACCGAAAAUAAACAAACUGGAAAUAAGUCUCCAGAAAAGGAGGAUAGUGAUAUAGUGUAUGAAAUUAGACGGGAUAGGAUCAAAGAAUUAGAAAUGGAACGGGCAGCUUUGCGAAAAAUGGUCUUGGAUGAAAAAGAGAAAGAAGAGGCUGAAAAGAGAGCUUCAAAAGACAAGCGAAGAAAGGAAAUUGAAUCAAACAUAGAAAAGCUAGCUAUUAAGGCUGAGGAGGACAAAAGUCCUCAGAAGAAAGAUAAUUUUCUGGCCAAAGGAGAUAAUAAUAGUAAGAAAAAUGAACUUGUCAGACUAGACAAAAAACCUGAUGAAAGUAAGAAAUGGGAGACAGAUAAAGCUAAAUCUGAUCCUAAAUCAGAGAAGCAGAAGAUUGAAAUCGAAAUAAAAAUACCACUCAAAGAUUCUGAAUUGCCAUUUCAGAACAGUUUCGAAUUGAAUGAAAAAUUUGUUAAAGAAAACCCAGAUUUGUUGAAGCGCAUACUAGAAGCACUUGAUAAUGCUGAAAAUAUACACGCUAUUAAUAUGUUAACUGACGAUGCAAAGGUUUGUGUUGGAAGUCUUAGGAGUCAUAGCAACAUAGGAGAAAAACUUAUACAAGCAGGAGCUAUAAUGGGUCACGGAGUAAUUGAACAUGGGCCAAUGAUUCCGGAUAAACCAAAAGAAAAAAAAAAGGUUCAGGCUUGUGAUCACCGCCAUCUUUGUAGAACAUGUGAGCAUGAUAUUCCAUCUAAGGAUAUGGAUAAGGAAAAAGAUGACGAAGUAAAAGCAAUUAUUAGGAAGGGAACCAAAAGGGCAGAGUCUUCAACCAUAGGAAAGCAUAAUUUGACAGCCGCUAAAAAAAAUAAUAAGCCUUCUUCAGAAACUCAGAAAAAGAUGGAAACUAAACCAUUACCGGUAAAUAUAAGUAAAGAGAAUGGUAAGCUUUUUAUAUCUAAAAAAGUAACCCAGGUUGCAUCAUCGGAUAUAAUAGAGACGGAUACUAAAUCUACAGAUUCAGAAACUGGAUACAGAUCAAAACUAGGUAUAACGCAGACAAAAACGGAAUCAUCAGCCUCAGAAAAAGAGAAGUCUUUUUCAUCAAAUACGAAAGAGACUGAAAAAACAUUUAAUAUCAUAAAACAGACAUCUAAGACACUGGGUGAAAAACCCAAUCUCAUAGCUCAAAUUAUUGAAGAGGCAGAGGAGAAAAUUGUCUUUGAAAAAUAUGAUGGCAUGAGAGCUGAUAUCAUACUGACAGGGGAACCCCAGUGUCCUUGUCAAGUAAAGGCCAAGGAAUUAAUGAAAGCUAAGUUAAAGAAGAGAAAUCAGAUGCCGAAAGAACCAACUACGACCCUGAAGAAAGAACUGAGCCAUAGACUGCAUUGUCCAGAGCAGCUUUCAGUUAGAGAGGAAAAACCAUCUCUGACCUCUGCUAGACCUCCUUGUUUGGCUAAUGAUCCUACAGUUGAUAUCAAUGAAAUUAUAGAAGAGCAGCUCAUUGAUUCUUUUAACAUAAAAAGAUUAGUCAAAGUUGGUAUGAAAAUAUCACAAAAUGCAGUUACUCAGACAAAUUCUGACAGCGAUGGAGUGAAACCUUUAGGAUUCAAAGAGAAAAUAAUCACACCAAAACCAUGGACUGAAGAAAGAAGUAAAUGUGUUAUCAAAGAAGAAUCGGAUUUUCAGCGUUAUUUAAAGUUUAUGAAAUACAAACAACAGAAAGGAACUGAAAUAGGUGUCCAGGCUGGAGAGGGAUUGACAGAAGAAAAGAAUGAGGAAAAAGCAGCAAAGGAUGAAAAAAUGCUAGAGAAAGAUCAGAAAUCUGUGAUGGUUGAUGUUGCUGACACUGAAACAAUUAAGAGAGAAGGGUCUCCAGAAAAAAAUGGUAUUAGAAAGUGUGCUAACUGUGACAUUACUGAACCUGCUCCUAAGGCAUACAUGAAAUGUCAAAAAUGCAAGUUGGAAGGUAUUACUAAUGCCAGAUAUUACUGUGGAAGAGAAUGCCAAGUAAAAGAUUGGAGCAAAAGACACAAAAAGGAACACAAAGAAAACUUGUUGAUCUAAACUACAAGAAUGUUUUUUUUCACUAAUAAUUUAUACAUAUUUUGUAACUUUUUGAAUGUGUAAAGAUAUUUUGUUUAACUUUUGAAUAAAACAUGUUUUGUUUUUUUUUUUUAAGAAUUUUGUUUAUUCCAUAUUAAGACUGAACAAUAAAUAUUAUUUGUAACCAAUAUUGUAUUCUGCUGCUUAGAUAUGAUGAUUUUUUACUGAUUAUUAUUGUUAUAGAUUACAUUACACAUUUGAUGAAGAAGAUUUUCUGUUGUUUAAGACCAUAUGACGAUCUUUGCGAGAUGUCUGUUUUUGUAAUAUUUGUAGUAUGUUUCUUUUUCAUUAAUGUUUUUCCCCGUAUAUCUGUAUUUAUUCAUGUUUUUGAAUUUAACAAAUUGUUCAACAGAAUUAGAAAGUUUUAUGCAAAUAUUUAAUAUUUCAUGAUAAUUAACAUAUUGUGCCAUAAGUUGGUUAGAAGUAACUUGAUAAUACAUCAAAACUUAUAGUUUUCACUCAAUAUUCAACAUUUCUUUAAGUAAAAUUGUAAGAAAUCUUGAAAUGAAGCUGUAGCUUGUUUUAGGUUUCUUUGCUUAUCAUCAUUUUGUUUAAUUUUCACUUUAUAUCUUGCUUAUGAAUAACCAAUUGGGAUCAGUAUUUUAAUUUAUUAAAUUGAUAUUGUGUAUUGUUAAAAUUUCUCAUGAAUCUGUAGGAUCCAUAAACCAUUUCUGUCGAUAUGUCACAUAAUUAGGCCAUGAAAUUUUUAGGUUUUUUUGUCAACUUUAUAUGCUUUAUAUGAAAAAAAAAGCUGCUGACUUGAGUAUUUAUUUGCCAGUAAAAAAUGAAUAUAAAUCAGCAUGUUUGAAUAUCCUGCAACUAUCAAUCAAUUUGUUAGUGUGAUGUGUGUUAUAAACAGCAUUAUCAAGUUAUUUAAUAGUUGACGAUCACUUUUAGAAAUAGUUAUAAAACAAAAAAGACAAAAGCAAAAAGAAGUACAAAAAAUGUACUAUGUGAAAGAUAUGGUGAUUUUCAAGCUUUUAAAGUUUACCAUUAAAAUAGAUAUUGAAGGUUAAUCAGUUAGCAAUAUGAAAAUAAGAGACUAGUAUCAUAAUCAAAAAUGAGAGAAAAAAUUAUUGCAAUUUUUUUUCAGAAUAACGAUCAGAUAAGAAUGGCUUUUUUAUAAUGCAUUGCAAUUGGCCUCAGAUGUUUUUUGUUUUACAUAUCAAAUACUGUUUGAUAUUUUCAUUGUUUAUUAUCAGUUAUAUUAAAGUGUGUUGAGUUAAAUAUCCAUGUUUAUAUUUUAUUUUAACCAGAUUUGCAUAUUUUUGAUAACCUUUUUUCAAGUGUAGUUAUUUGAGGUAAAAAUUUGAAUAUGUAUGGGUGUAAAAAGUUAUAUUUGAAUUUUUAUUUAUUGAUUUAUUUAAUUUCAUGGUCUUAUUGAAAUGAGAAGUAUA